CCAACAGGCUCCGCGUGCUCGUAUAUUUAAUAACGAGGAUCGUCCGAUGUGACGUCAGGUCGGACAUGCACAGUUGUCGCGCCAUGGCGUCCAUAGCCAACGUAAGAGUGCGAAAUCUCAUUUUCGAACCGAACGAUCGGCCGAGAUGACGAAAACCCGUCGGGUUUUGCGCAGCGCGCGAUCGUCCCUACGACGAUUCCGCGGAGAAUCGAAUGAUCGAUAUCGCUCGAACGUGACCCGACCGCGCAGACGCCGAGUGUCUCCGCUAUAUUUCGUUCCAGUAUUGUGGCAGUAUCUCGACGCGAUCGAGACAGGGAUUUCGAGUAAUCGUUUCGCGCCAGUGCAAGCGAGUGGAUGCACGCUGCACGGUCGCGCCGCUCCCGGGGACCGUCCGAGAUCCGUCAGUGCUCGACUGCUUCACUCGAGAGGCGAGCUGCGCCGUUUCGUCGCCCAAAAUUCUUAAAGAAUGGCAGCGAAGGCUAUUCGAGAGGCAACCGGGAAAGAUCUAAUCAAUCGUAAGCUUCCCCUCGGGACGAAAGCAGCGAAAUGCCGAUUCGUGCCCGUCACGGAAAAUACAAAUUGGGUUGAUAUCGUCGACGACUAUCCGUGGCUCAAAACAGAGAAACUAGUGGUCAAGCCGGAUCAGUUAAUUAAACGUCGUGGGAAACUCGGAUUGAUCAAGGUGAACGCGGAUCUACCGACGGUGCAGAAAUGGAUUGAGCAACACAUGAACAAGGAACAACGAGUCGGUAAAGCGACUGGAAAAUUAAAGACGUUUAUAAUUGAGCCGUUUAUACCACACAAGCCGGAGGAAGAAGUUUACGUAUGCAUCUAUUCUCAUCGCAAAGCCGACACAAUACUGUUUCAUCAUCAAGGAGGCGUUGAUAUCGGAGACGUCGACGCCAAGGCCUUGAAAUUAGACGUACCGGUUGGCGCUGAGGCACCCGAUCGAUCUACCUUAAUUAAUAAGCUCCUGACGAACGUGGUGGACGAGAAAAAAGUGGUGAUUUCCGAGUUCAUAGAAUCUCUUUACAAGCUCUACGUUAAUUUAUACUUCACCUAUCUGGAGAUCAAUCCACUGGUGGUGACGGACACUGCGAUCUACGUGCUCGAUCUCGCAGCCAAGUUGGACACCACGGCGGACUUUAUAUGCAGGCCGGACUGGGGCGAAAUUGAUUAUCCGCCGCCGUUCGGGAGGGACGCCUAUCCGGAGGAGGCCUACAUCGCCGAUCUAGAUGCCAAAUCUGGCGCCAGCUUGAAGCUAACGAUUCUCAAUCCGGACGGCCGCGUGUGGACAAUGGUUGCCGGUGGCGGCGCGUCUGUCAUAUACUCGGACACGAUUUGCGACCUUGGCGCGGCUCACGAAUUGGCCAAUUACGGUGAGUAUUCCGGCGCCCCCAGCGAGCAGCAAACGUACGAGUACGCGAAAACGAUAUUGAGCCUGAUGACGAAGCAGAAGCAUCCCGACGGAAAGGUACUUAUCGUCGGAGGUGGAAUCGCAAAUUUCACAAACGUCGCCGCCACGUUCAAGGGCAUCGUUAAGGCUCUACAAGAGUACCAGCCCAAGCUGGUGGAACAUGACAUAAAGAUCUUCGUGAGAAGAGCCGGACCUAAUUAUCAAGAGGGCCUAAGGAUAAUACGAGAGGUUGGCAGACGUCUGGCGAUUCCUGUUCACGUGUUCGGCCCCGAGACACACAUGACGGCUAUAUGCGCCAUGGCGUUGGGAAAGAAACCGAUUCCCGACCCGGAAACUCAAGAAUUCUCAACCGCAAAUUUUCUCUUGCCUUCCGGGCAGGAUGUCGGGCCGCCGUCCACGCCGUCCGAAAGUAGCCUACAGUUCGAGCAGCCUAAACCGAGAACUGUCGAUGCGGUCGACUCGGCUAACAGUAGGCAGCUUUUCACAAAUAAAACGAGAUCGAUCAUAUGGGGCAUGCAAACGAGGGCCGUGCAGAGUAUGCUCGACUUUGACUUCGUCUGCCGGAGGUCCGAGCCGUCCGUCGCCGCGAUCGUUUAUCCGUUCACGGGCGAUCACAAGCAGAAGUUUUACUGGGGCCACAAGGAGGUGCUCAUUCCCGUUUACAAACAAAUGAAAGAUGCCAUGGCCAAGCACACAGACGCGGACGUUAUGGUCACGUUCGCCUCUCUAAGAUCCGCGUAUGAGAGUACGAUGGAGACGCUGCAAUUUCCGCAGAUCCGCACGGUUGCCAUAAUCGCGGAGGGCAUACCGGAGAAUAUGACCAGGAAGUUGAUUCUAGCGGCGCAGCGGAAGAACGUGACUAUAAUUGGACCGGCAACCGUGGGCGGGGUGAAGCCGGGCUGCUUCAAGAUCGGCAAUACCGGCGGCAUGAUGGAUAAUAUCCUGCACAGCAAAUUGUACAGACCCGGCAGUGUCGCUUACGUUUCCCGCUCCGGUGGCAUGUCGAACGAACUGAACAACAUAAUCUCCAAGGCUUCCAACGGCGUGCUGGAGGGCGUCGCGAUCGGCGGCGAUCGGUAUCCGGGAACCACCUUCAUGGAUCACAUAAUGCGCUAUCAGAGCAAUCCGGACGUGAAACUGAUCGCGCUGCUCGGGGAGGUCGGCGGCGUCGAGGAGUACGAAGUGUGCGAAGCGCUGAAGACGAACAGAAUCACGAAGCCGCUGAUUGCCUGGUGCAUCGGCACCUGCGCCAGCAUGUUCACUUCCGAGGUGCAGUUCGGUCACGCCGGGUCCAUCGCGCACUCCAAUCUCGAGACCGCUUCCGCGAAAAAUGCGGCGCUCAAGGCCGCCGGCGCGCACGUUCCGAACAGCUUCGACAAUCUCGGUGAUCUCGUGCAGAACGUUUACGAACAGCUGGUGAAUGACUGCACGAUAGUACCCGCGCCCGAGGUCCCGCCGCCGACCGUACCGAUGGACUACAACUGGGCCAGGGAGCUCGGCCUAAUACGCAAACCUGCGUCGUUCAUGACGUCGAUAUGCGACGAACGCGGGCAGGAGCUGCUGUACGCCGGCAUACCGGUGACCGAGGUGCUGAAGCAGAACGUGGGCAUCGGCGGUGUCGUCUCGCUUCUGUGGUUCCAGCGUUGUUUGCCGCCGACCUACUGCAAGUUCCUCGAAAUGUCACUGAUGCUUACGGCCGAUCAUGGACCGGCCGUUUCCGGAGCUCACAACACCAUCGUUUGCGCGCGUGCCGGCAAGGAUCUGGUCAGCUCCCUCGUUUCUGGACUCCUCACGAUCGGUGAUCGCUUCGGUGGCGCGUUGGACGGCGCGGCCCGCAUGUUCUCCGAGGCGUACGACGCCGGUCUGCAUCCGCAGGAAUUCGUGAACAACACGCGGAAGAAGGGCAAGCUGAUCAUGGGCAUCGGCCAUCGCGUCAAGUCGAUCAACAAUCCCGACAUGCGUGUCAAGCUCAUCAAGGAAUUCGUGCUGGAGAACUUCCCGGCGAAACCCUUGGUCGAGUACGCCCUCGAGGUCGAGAAGAUCACGACCAGCAAGAAGCCUAACCUGAUCCUCAACGUGGACGGUAUCAUCGCCUGCGCGUUCGUCGACAUGCUGCGCAACAGCGGUAGCUUCACGAGGGAGGAAGCGCAGGAGUACAUUGAAAUAGGUGCCAUAAACAGCCUGUUCAUCCUCGGCCGAAGUAUAGGAUUUAUUGGUCACUACAUGGAUCAGAGAAGAUUAAAGCAAGGCCUCUACCGUCACCCAUGGGACGAUAUUUCUUACGUCCUGCCGGAGCAAUAUAAUUGAAAUUCAUCGAACAAUGCGUUGGAUAGUGCUUUAUGUCUCAUUGUUAAUCAUUUUAUUCCGAGGACGUCUUAAGGAUAAACGAAUUAAGACAGAAGAAAAAGAAAGAAAGAGAGAGAAGGGGAGGGAGAAAAAGAGAAACGAAUAAUCGGUGGUCUACAUAGCGAGUGAUAAAUCGAUGAAUCAUUAAUCGGGGUCGGUACAUGUAGAAUCAAUUCACAUCGAAUCAUCGCAGCACAGCACAGCACAGUUCGAUAAAACCUUGUAGUCUUACUUUUCGAGAGCUAUUUAUUGAGGGCAGUCAGCUACUGCCGUGUGGCAUUGAUCGAUUCUUUCCUAAUCACGAGAUUCCACGCCGCUUCGCGCGUUUGCACAUUAAAAUUCAGAUCUUAGGCACUUGGAACUGGCUACGAGAUGCAUUCCACGAUGUGCAUUCCCCUCGCGAGGAGCAAGCGGCGGCACAUGAAGCAUUUCGCUUGGAAUUAGUACGAGGAGGAGCCUAAUUAACUAACAUGAUUUCUAAUUAAUUAGGUAAAAAGCAUUACUAAUCACACACACAGAUACACACACACACACGUGCACAACUCUAAUAUAUGAAUUACAAA
This is a messenger RNA of Ooceraea biroi (clonal raider ant), 4326 nucleotides long. RefSeq names its product ATP-citrate synthase (gene ATPCL). Gene Ontology annotation, molecular function: ATP citrate synthase activity. The record is from RefSeq and is a predicted model, not a curated record. Gene Ontology annotation, cellular component: cytosol. Lineage: Eukaryota; Metazoa; Arthropoda; Insecta; Hymenoptera; Formicidae. Gene Ontology annotation, biological process: fatty acid biosynthetic process; citrate metabolic process; acetyl-CoA biosynthetic process.